CUGGAGACGCCCAUUUCCAGUCCGCGCCCGCCCCGGCCGCAGGAGCGGGUCCUCCCUCUUCUGGAGCCUGACGGCCAGCCUGGAUGUGGAUCCGCACCGCCGUGGAACCGCAACAGAUGUCUGAGAGCUAGCCAGCUGAGCAGAGGACUUCCCUCUCUGCCUGUGCGUUCCACCUGCAGCCAUGAAUGGUGCCGCCGAGGCGAGAUGUGGCACAGUUGGUUUAAAUUCUGCACAGGUGGAGCCAACAUCUGGGCCAUUACUCCAGAGGAGAGGGGGAAAUAUGACAAGCAAUUUGACUCCCUGGCGCCCAUCCUCGGAUAUGUCUCAGGAGAACAAGCAAGGAAUUUUUUUCUCCAGUCUGGCCUGUCUGCUUCUGUCCUGGCUGAGAUUUGGAACCUAGCUGACAUAGACGGUGAUGGAAAGAUGGACAGAUUGGAGUUUUCCAUCGCUAUGAAGCUCAUUAAGCUCAAGCUUCAAGGUCGGAACUUACCGUCUGCCUUGCCCGUCAUCAUGAAGCAGCUUCCCUCUUCCAACAGCAAUUCAACCAUACCCUCAUCAGCACGAUUUGGGAUGGGAUCCAUGCCAAACCUGUCAGUUGGUCUGUCAUCCAUGCCAGUCAUCCCCAUCCUAACACCCAUCCCAGCUAACCCACCGUUGCCCUCCAUGCAACCCCUGGUGCCAACACCUCUGACUCUACCCCUGAUCAACUCAUUCGGACUUUCUGGGCUCCCCAACGGCAACAUCAGCCUCCUCACCCCACCACUGGUUCCAAACAAUGCAGGGACCCCUCUCUCUGGCUUUUCAUCCCCCGUGGCUUUCUCUCCAUCCGCGGGCAUGUCGAAGGCCAAUUCUCUGCUGGACCUGGGAUCGAGCAGUUCAAAUUCGUCCUCCACCACCUCAUUGGCCAGUAACUCUCCAAAGAUGGGUGCAGGACCUCAGGUUAGAAAUGCGCUGAUGGCGUCGAAUUUGACUCAGACCCAGCUAGCUACCAUCUGGAGCCUGGCAGAUGUGGACCGGGACGGUCAGCUGAGGGCAGAGGAGUUCAUUCUGGCCAUGCACCUGGUGGAUAUGGCUAAGACUGGACGUCCGCUACCCCUCUCACUGCCUCAAGACUUGGUACCUCCCUCUCUCAGAGGAGGCAUCAAGCCCAGUGAGCUUGUCAAUGGAACGGGGCCCCACACGGCUCCCUGUUUGAUAGACACCACGGAGACGGAGCCCCCACAGAAGAACAAGAGCGGUGUCUCCUACGAGGACAAGCUGAAGGAGAACUUUGCGAGAGGCAGCGCAGAGCUGGAGAAAAGACGGUUGGCCCUUGAGGAGCAACAGAGGAAGGAGAGGGAGAGAAGGGAGAGGGAGGACAGAGAAGCCCAAGAGCGAAAGGAGAGGGAGGCCAGGGAGCAGGAGAACCGGAGGAGACUGGAGGACGAGAGGCGGCUGGAGAUGCAGAGAGAAAUGGAGAGGCAAAGGGAGGAGGAGAGGUUGAGAGAGCUGGAGAGGAAGGAGGCAGCAAAGCAGGAGAUGGAGCGCCAGAGGAGGGAAGAGUGGGAGCGAGGGAGGAAAGAGGAGCUGGGCAGGAGGAAGGACAGGGAGCAGGACGAGAUCUCUCGACUCAGGGCGAAAAAGAAGAGCCUGGAGCUGGAGCUGGAGGCCGUGGGAAACAAGCACAAGCAGAUAUCUGACCGCCUGCGUGAUGCUCAGAGCAAGAGGCGGAUUCAGAGGGCAGAGGUGGACCUCAUCAAUCAGAGGAGGGACGCGCGUAUUACCGAGAUUAACGCUCUUCAACUUGAAUUCGAGGAAUGGCAGAGGAAGCUCUCUCAAAUGGUUCCAGAACAACAGCGACUGACCGAGAAGCUGCGGAGCAUCGGCCUCAACAAACUCUCCUCGGUGACCGUGAGCUCCUUAACGGGAAGCGUGGCGGAGAAGAGCGUGAACUGCCGCAGGCUGAAGGACCAGCUUGAUAUUCUGGAAAGAGAAACGACAGACAAACUGGCCGAGAUGGAGCAGUACAACAAGGAGCUGAAGCUUGGGGAUAUGGAUGACUGUGUCCUGCGAGGCCUUCUGUCCCUGCUGGCCUGCCUCAGCCAGCUUUUCAUGCUCAUCAAGGAGCUGAGGGAGAAGCAGGUGAAGCAGCAGGCCGUGCUGGACGACCUGCACAGAGUCAAAGAGGAGAAGCUGAGGGAGCUGCAGAGACGCAGGGAGGAGGAGACGGAAAGGAGGAGGCGAGAGGAAGAAGAAGCUGCAAGACAGGCAAAAUUAGAGCAAGAGAAGAGAGAGCAGGAACGGAGGGAGCAAGAGAAGAGGGAGCGGGAAGAAGAAGGGGCACGGCAGAGAAGACUCCUGGAGGAGCAGAGGGCCCGACAGAGGGAGGAGGAGGAGAGGGAGGCUCAGGCUCGCCUGAGGGCGGCUCAGGAGAAAGCACAGGAGGAGGAGAGAAGAAGGAGAGAAGAGGAGGAGGAGGAGAAGAGGAGGAGGGAAGAGGAAGAGGCAACAAAGCAAAAGGAGAAGGAAGAGCAGAGGAGGAGGAAGGAGGAGCAGGAACGAGCCAGACAGCAGCUGACCACGUACAGAGCCCUGUACUCCUUUGUCGCCCGCAACGCGGAUGAGUUGAGCAUAGACGCAGGCUGCCUCAUAGAGGUGGACGAGCACACGGUGGGUGAGCCCGGCUGGUUGUGCGGGAACUACCGCGGGAACAGGGGCUGGUUCCCCCACAGCUACGCCGAGAAGUGUCCCACGGACUCCGUCUCCGAGAGGCCCCCGUCCUCACCCGCGAAAGGUUCCCCGCUCACACCUACACGAAACACCAGACAUCCAGAUGUGGCGGAAGUGGCCGAUGCUUCGCAGUCUACACUUCCUCUGUUCGCUCGGGCCAUCUCCGCCUGGUCGGCCACGUCGGACGCCCACCUCAGCCGAGGCUCUGACGCGGGCGGCGCGCUGCUGAGCUUCUCGCUGGGCGACGUCAUCAUGGUGCUCCAGCAGCAGGAGGACUGGUGGUUAGGGCAGCUCAACGGGACGCAGGGAUGGUUCCCCAAAAGCUACGUCACAGUGGAAGCUGUAGGCAAUGCAGAGGCGGACGCUCUGGAUUCAUCCGAUUGUGCCCAGCUUGAGGAAUAUGUGGCUUUGUACACCUACGAGAGCCCUGAGGCGGGUGACCUGACAUUUGCUGAGGGAGAUGUUGUUAUGGUGACGGAGAGAGAAGGAGAGUGGUGGCGUGGAUGCAUCGGGGAUAAGACUGGAGUGUUUCCCUCCAACUAUAUCCGACCUGUGGAGCCAGAGGCUUUAAGGCUUGGAGCUCCAACCAAGAAGCCAGAGGUGGCUCGGGCUGUCGAGUCCAGCGAGGCCCCGACUGCGUAUCAGCUGCGACUGUGUCCGGGACAGCUGAUCGUGGUCAGGGCCAAGAACUCCUCUGGCUGGUGGCUUGGUGAGCUGCAGGCUCGUGGUAAAAAGCCGCAGAGGGGUUGGUUUCACUCCUCUCAUGUGAAGCUCCUGGGUCCCUCCAGCAGCAAAUCCUCUCCCUCCCCUCUUCCAGUUUGCCAGGUUAUCGCCAUGUACGACUAUACAGCUGCCAAUCAGGAUGAGCUGAGCUUUUCUAAGGGUCAGCUGAUCAGCAUCCUCGACAAGACCAACCCAGACUGGUGGAAGGGAGACGUCAAUGGAGUCACAGGCCUGCUGCCGACAAAUUACGUCAAAAUGACAACAGAGUCCGAUCCCAGCCAGCAAUGUUCUGUAGAUUCCUUAUCCAUGUCAGAGCAUGGAGACGCUCAUGGGUGCGCGGACCUGAUUACGCUGGACACAAUGACCCCUCAGGAGAGGAAGAGGCAGGGUUACAUCCAUGAGCUGAUCCAGACUGAGGGGACCUACGUGGAGGAUCUGGAGCUCGUGCUGGAGGUGUUCCACAAGCCCAUGUCGGAAUCAGGCCGCCUGACAGAAGCUGAGAUGGCAGUGAUCUUUGUUAACUGGAGGGAGUUGAUUAUGUGCAACACUAAACUGCUCAAAGCCCUGCGUGGCCGUAAAAAGACGGGGGGCGAGAACAUGCCUGUUCAGUUCAUAGGAGACCUGCUGGCUUCAGAGCUGGCUCACAUGCAGCCCUACAUCCGCUUCUGCUCCUGCCAGCUUAACGCUGCUGCUCUGCUUCAGAGCAAAACCCACAACCACCCCGACUUUAAAGACUUCCUCAAGCAGAAGAUAGCUACCAACUACCGAUGUAAAGGCAUGCCCCUGUCCAGCUUCCUCCUCAAGCCCAUGCAAAGGAUCACCCGCUACCCUCUGCUCAUAAAGAAUAUCCUGGAGCACACUCCCGAUGACCAUGCUGACCACAGGCCCCUGCAGGACGCUCUGGAGCGGGCCGAGGAGCUGUGCUCCCAGGUUAACGAGGGGGUCAGGGAAAAGGAGAACUCCGACCGGCUUGAGUGGAUACAGAACCACGUCCAGUGUGAGGGGACCAUAGAGAACUUGGCCUUCAACUCGCUGACUAAUUGCCUGGGGCCUCGCAAGUUGCUCCACAGCGGCCGACUGUACAAAACCAAAAGCAGCAGAGAGCUGUGGGCCUUCCUCUUCAAUGAUUUCCUCCUGCUCACACACAGUGCCAAACCUUUCUCCUCCUCAGGAUCCGACAAAUUAUUCAGCCCCAAAACCAGCAUCCAGCUUAAGAUGUACAAAACGCCACUGUUCCUGAAUGAGGUUCUGGUGAAAAUGCCACCAGACCCAUCGAGUGACGAGCCGCUCUUUCAUGUCUCGCACAUAGAUCGGGUCUACACGCUCAAAACCGAGACCCUGAGUGAGAGUAUAGCCCGCUCUCCGAAGACCAGUGGAAUCGGCCGGCUGCUGGUAACAGUCACCGAAGCCCAGGAGCUUAAAGCCUGCAAGCCCAACGGAAAGAGUAAUCCGUACUGUGAGCUGACAAUGGGGGCUCAGUGCUACACAUCGCGGCCAAUCAGUGACACUCUGAGUCCCAAGUGGAACUUCAACUGCCACUUUUUCAUCAAAGACCUCUACCAGGACGUCCUGUGCAUCACUGUGUUUGAAAAGGACCAGUUCUCCCCAGAUGAUUUCCUCGGUCGCACUGAGGUUCCCGUCGCAACUAUAAAGAAAGACAUGGAGAGCAAAGGAGCAGCCAACCGCCGCCUGCUCCUGCACGAGGUGCCCACAGGGGAAGUGUGGGUCAAACUGGACCUCCAGCUUUACGAGCCGAUCAAAUGA
Menidia menidia (Atlantic silverside) is the source of this 5196-nucleotide messenger RNA. NCBI's taxonomy places the organism in Eukaryota, Metazoa, Chordata, Actinopteri, Atheriniformes, Atherinopsidae. The record is from the annotation of a GenBank genome assembly.